UGGAGUCAACGAAGAGGAGAAGGAGAGAUAACUCAUAUAGAGAGUACGAAGGGACGUGCCUACCAAGAUGGAAGAGGAAGACACUGCUGCUGCACCAGGAGGGGAACCAAGACCACAUGGCGGAGACGUGGGUAUGGUGGGAGCGGAAGAGGUUAUUCAGCAAGGAGCAACAAUGCCACGAGGCCAAGGAGAGGAGGAUGGAAAGGAACAGAAUCAUUCCCCACCUCCUGCCCAUACCAAUUACUGGUCGGAUGAGGAUAGAGUCAGAGACAUGCUGGCGAGGUGCUACGACGUGGGGAUGGUACCGUCCGGAUGGGACAUCGGAGAGUUGAGAAAAGACGGAAAUAAGGCUCACUUUGCCCUUAACCCGUCUUUGGACGAAAUUAAGGUAAAGUGGCUGAAGGAGCGGAUCGUGACAGUCAUCUUUCAAGAAGGCUCGAAGAACCUAUCGAAGAAGUUAAAAGAAGAGGUAAUUAGAGCCUUUGAAGACAUUUGGCUGGGGGAAAACAGAUUUGACGAAGCAAUCACGAGAGGUCGCGUCUACAUCGAAUCGAGUAACGCGCUGUCGUACGUGGCCAAGGACAAAGCGGUUACGGAUUGGAUGUUAGAAGAGCAAGAGAUGAGAGUAGCGCUCAGAGGAAGAUCGUAUUCGAUAAUUUUUAAGCCAUGGAUGACAAAGACAAAAAAUCAGGAUGCUAGGCGCGAAGAUGACAGACAAUACUGUUGGGUAAGAGCGAUUGAUGUCCCUCUUGAUGCUUACUGUUAUUUGGAGGCGGCAGCAGAGUGCGCCAUAGGACCAGUCCGGAAGAAGAUCGCCAAGUCCCACAUCAAGAGGAAGUCAAGCUUCGUCCUCAAGUAUGUCGCGUCAUCCUCGUUCACAUCACUCUGGCGGCUCAUCAAGGGCAAAGUCUUUGAAACCAUCGAAGUCGUCAGGUUAUUGGACGUGGUGAUUGAGCUGGACAUAGUGGAUGUCUUUCGUGCAAUGAACUCAGACGACUCAGGAUAUACCUGGUUGCGGGAACUGAUCAGGAUGUGCUAUGAUGAAGGGACUAUGCCAACGGAGAUUGAUCCGGGCGAAAUGAGGGUAGAAGGUCGUGAGGUGAGGUUUAGAGUGAGUGUAGCUCUGGACCAAGCGAAAAUUAGUUGGCUGAAGGAACGGACGGUGACCUUCAUCUUUCGCUCAGGCGCAAGAUUCCUACCGAGGAACGUCAAAAAAAAUAUCGUACGGGCAUAUGAAGAUAAAAAGACUGCUGAUGGAGGCUUCGAGGCACAGUCGUUUCGGCGAGGAAGAGUAAAAAUUGAAUCCCCUAACGUGUUAUCCUACGUAGCAAAGUCAACGGAAGUGGCGAGAUGGUUGGUGGAGAAAGGGAGUGAUGAGCUAACAGUUGGCGGCUCUCACUAUGCGUUUGAGUUUAAGCCAUGGCUUACAAAGGCACAACUCAAGCAGCAACGACUGACCGAGGACGAGGUGAAGUUCUGGGUCGUGGCUGUCCAAGUACCACUGGAUGCCUACAUCUACCUAGAAGCUCAAGUCAGCAGGGCAAUCGCACGUGUGGUUAGAUCUUACCCACCAAAACAAGACCGCAUGAAGCCUUCAUUGGUUAAUAUCAAGUUCGAUAUUGAUCCGGCGGCCAGAGAGAACAUGAAGGAUAAGAUAUGGAUUAACACAUCGAAAGGUGACGAAUUGGAGAUCAAGCUGGCGUCAUCCGCAACACCACGCUGUCGAAGAUGUCGAGCCUUUUUUCAUUAGGAUGCGGAAUGUCGGUGGAAUAACAGACAACAGGGAGCAGCCCCGACGACUCCAUGAGGUAGCCAGCGUCCAGCAGGAAAUCGACCUCAAGGGGAGACGCGAAGCUAUCAAGGCCCGCUAGGCCCAGAACCAUCGGGAAUUCCGAGCGUGAGCGAACCUGUCGGGACUCAUUCGUCUCAGGCGCCAACAAAAAGUGGAUUCAUGC
Molecule: messenger RNA, 1955 nt
Organism: Chara braunii
Lineage: Eukaryota; Viridiplantae; Streptophyta; Charophyceae; Charales; Characeae
Source: the annotation of a GenBank genome assembly